GAAGUACCUGCGAGGAGCCGUGCGCCGGCCGGCCCCGCUCCCCGCAGCCGCGAUCGCAACGAGCCGCGACCCCCCGCCGGCAAGGAGCCGCUCCGAAGGCGAGUCCCCCCUGGGGCAGCCCGGCAGUAUAUUUCGUCAGCUCACGAAUGGAAGUGUAAGAGGCUUUAUACAAAAUAUAUGUGAAAAUGGAAACUUCAUCUUUGCUGUCAUCUCUACAUGAUGAAUGCAGAUCAGACAACUACAUCGAACCUCAUUACAAGGAAUGGUACCGAGUAGCAAUUGAUGCUCUAAUUGAAGGAGGUUUAGAAGCCUACAAAGAAUUUCUUUCCAAAGAGAGAUGUUCAGAGUUCCUUGCAGAUGAGGAGAUUGAAUAUAUUUUGAACAAUGUUCAUAAACUUCCCCAAAACACAGUUUAUUCGUCUAACCAUGCCAUUGAUGACACCUCUUCCUCGGGAACAUACUGGCCUAUUGAAUCAGAUGUGGAAGCUCCAAAUCUUGAUUUAGGUUGGCCCUACCUGAUGCCUGGAAUUUCUGGUGGCACAAACAUUGAUCUGCUUUUUCACCCUCCACGAGCACAGCCUUACACCAUAAAGGAAACUAUUCGCAAGAUGAUACGAGAUGCGAGAAAGGUCAUUGCCAUAGUUAUGGAUAUGUUUACAGAUGUGGAUAUUUUUAGAGAAAUUGUAGAAGCAUCUACAAGAGGGAUUGCAGUGUAUCUCCUGCUUGAUGAGUCAAACUUCAGUCACUUUCUGAAAAUGACGGAGAAACAAGGCUGUCAGGUUCAGAGGCUCAGGAACAUGAGGGUGCGGACAGUAAAAGGACAAGAUUACUAUUCUAAAACAGGAGCAAAAUUCCAUGGAAAAAUGGAACAAAAAUUUCUUCUGGUUGACUGUAAGAAAGUCAUAUAUGGUUCUUACAGCUUUAUGUGGUCUUUUGAAAAAACCAACCUCAGUAUGGUUCAAGUUAUCACAGGACAGCUGGUCGAAUCCUUUGAUGAAGAAUUCAGGACACUAUAUGCUCGUUCUUCUGUUCCUAGUUCAUUUGCCCCAGAAUUAGUGCGGGUUAACAGUCGCAGGACACUCUGGGAUAACGACACAUACCAACACUCGGUGUCUUCCCUAGCUUCAGUUUCUAGCCAAAGAAACCUUUUUGGUAGGCAAGACAAGAUUCACAAUUUAGAUCCUGUUUAUCUGAAAACUCGAGGAAGAUAUGCAGUAAAUGAAAUAGAUAAAUUUGGAUUGAGAAAUCAAGCCUAUAAUAAACAACCUUUUCAUCCAGGUUUUAAUAUGCAAAAUCCAAUCCAGCAGUAUCAACCUAGUGAAAAAAAUGAGCACUGGAAGAGGCAUAGUUAUGCUGGGGAGAAGCCAGAAAGGACACCUUACCUAUUGCUUAACAGAGCUAUUAAUAGAGCCAAUAAUCCAUUGAAUACUUGGAAAAUGCCAUCUGAUAGCCUUAGUAUUGUGUCUUCAUUACGAGGAGGAUAUGCAAAUAACUGCAAUCCACCCCAACAAAGUUUCGCUGAUCAGUUUUCACGACCAAAGGUAAAUCUUGCAGAAAGAAAUUCAAUUGUGAGGAGGUCUUUUAAUGGGACAGAUCAUCAAAUCCGCCAUCUGCAGCAAAGGAUGCCGACCCUUGAACACACAACAAAAUCAUUCCUACGUAACUGGCGAAUUAAGUCAUACUUAAAUGACCAAUCCGACUAUCCAGUGGAGUCUAAUGGGUCAGCCUUGGGUGACAGAUAUGAUAGCUAUGACACAGCUGAAAAUAUUAAAGCUCAUGCCCUGUACUCUCAUUCUCGCUUACGAUCGUCGUUGGUGUUUCAGCCAACUUUACCCGAACAGCAGGAAGUAAGCAGCUGUGCAAGUUCUUCAAAUUCAACUAUAAUUGGGUCAGAGGGAAGUGCAACACCUAAAGGGACAUCAAAUCAUGCACCAAGUGUGGAAAAUGGAACAGAUAAUACUUUAGAAGAGCUUAGCACAAAUGUCCAACUUAAGUCAGAGGCACCAAAAAACAACAGAAUUCAUACUGCAGACAACAGAAAACCUAUGGUAAAUUCACAUGCAGCAGGGGACCCAUCUAUCUACUUAUACACAACCCUCUGUGCCGACAAACAUGCAGAAAAUCUGAAAAACGUUCAAAAUGAAAAUAUACUUAAAAGGAGAAGCUUUCCCAUGUUUAAUUCAAAGUCCAUAUUAGACCCUGGUGCCGACAAGCAUGCAUCCAGUUACGUUUACAGCACAUUGACCAGGCAUAGGCUUAAGCAGCCAGUUAGUCCAAAACUUCCAGAAGACACUCUGAAGAGCUCUAAAAGUUUGCAUAGUGUGACCAACCAUUUGCCACAGGAGGAAAAGAACCUCAAAGGAGAGCUAAAGAUUCCAACUGCUACCAAGGCAAUCUCUAUGGCUGUUCUUGCUGAAGCGAGCAAAGAGGAGUCUAGUAAGGAUUGCACAUCAAAGAAAGAAAGUAAGAACUCCCCAAGUUUUCUAAAGAAAGGAUCCCAGAAACUGCGGUCACUUCUUAAUCUCACACCAGACAAGAAGGAAAUCUUGUCAAAAAACAAAGGUCCUGCCUUUUACAGAAUGUGUAGUAGUUCUGACACUUUGGUUUCUGAAGAAGAGAAUCAAAAACCAAAGAUCUCUGAAAAUAAGACAGAUUCUUCCCCAAGAAGAAAGAGAAACACAUCAAGUUCCCAAGGUAGCUUGAACAGAAGUAAAGAAGAUGUCACUGCAAGCCCAUCAAAGUCUCCAAAGUCUCCUAAAUCACCAAAGCCUCAAAAACCUCCAUCUGAUGAAAGCAAUAAAAAGUGUCCUGUCUUGUGCCCCCUUGAAAGUAAGUUCAUAGAAACUGCAGGAGAUGCAUCUACCCCAAGAUUUAAUACAGAACAGAUUCAAUAUCAAGACGUAAAGGAAAUUACCACAAAUACUACCCCUGAAAGUCCUGCUGUUUGUGCUCUACAAAGAGCAAGUUCAAUGACACCACAACUGGCAAGCUCAAAACAUCAAGAGGAGCUAAGAUCUCGUUUGAGUGAAAGGCGUGUUUAUAGUCGCUUUGAGCCAUUCUGUAAGAUGGAAAAUCCUAGUCAACUUGUAGGAAAUUUACCAAAUAGUUCACAUCUUCCAGAUAUCAAAAGCAAGACCUUAGGAAAUAACUAUGGCAGGAGUAAUCACCUGGUCAGCUACAACUCAACUGCUUAUCAUCCACUGCAGCCUAAUGAAAAUAAACUGAGGGGAUUUAUGCAAAAGUUUGGGAACUUCCUACACAAAAACAAGUAA
Messenger RNA from Cygnus atratus (black swan), 3272 nucleotides. RefSeq names its product family with sequence similarity 83 member B (gene SACK1B). Bases 186 to 3272 code for a protein of 1028 amino acids. NCBI's taxonomy places the organism in Eukaryota, Metazoa, Chordata, Aves, Anseriformes, Anatidae. The record is from RefSeq and is a predicted model, not a curated record. The transcript has 5 exons. Gene Ontology annotation, biological process: epidermal growth factor receptor signaling pathway. Gene Ontology annotation, cellular component: membrane; cytoplasm.